This is a messenger RNA of Drosophila virilis, 2558 nucleotides long. It is a transcript of the gene t-Grip84, whose product is annotated as testis-specific gamma-tubulin ring protein 84. Gene Ontology annotation, biological process: mitotic cell cycle; spindle assembly; cytoplasmic microtubule organization. Gene Ontology annotation, molecular function: gamma-tubulin binding; microtubule minus-end binding. The record is from RefSeq and is a predicted model, not a curated record. Gene Ontology annotation, cellular component: spindle pole; centrosome; equatorial microtubule organizing center. Lineage: Eukaryota; Metazoa; Arthropoda; Insecta; Diptera; Drosophilidae.
GAACAGAAUCCCCUUACAUAUGCUGGAAUUUGAACGAAUACACUUUUCCAUUUUAAUCACAAUAAUCAGGCAAUAUAUAUAUAUAUAUAUUUUUUACCAAUUGCCAUAAUGGAUUCCGAAGAAGCAGAGAACGUGGCGCCGCGAGUACGCUUCCGUUUGGGCAAAGCUGAGGACAACGCGCCCAAGGAGGACGCCACGGAGCCGUCGGCUGAUGUCAAGGAGCCCACGGAGGAUGGGAGCACAGCUGGGCCGGCGCGUUUCAAGCGCAAGCUGGGCUCCUGGAUAUUCGAGAGCGUUGGCGGUUUCUAUAUGCCCACGGAGGACAUUAGCAAGUUGCCGGUGCGUCGGCAGGAGCAUCUGCUCAUACGGGAUCUGAUCUAUGCGUUCUCGGGUGUGCCCUCGUCGCACAUACGCCCGGAGAUACCCUACAAGGAGAUCUCCCAGCUGCGCACCGAUCAGGUCGACAAGGUGCGCUUCAAGAUCGACGAGAGCUUCAGCGGCGCCUUUCGCUCCCUGGCCAACGAGCUGCUGCCCCUGAUCGGCUACUAUAUCAAUGUACAAAGCUUCAUCGAGGACACCAUCAUGACGACCGGCUGCGCCCGCACCCUGGGCAUUGCGCUGCACAAGAGCAUGCAGCAAUAUUUCGAGCUGCAGGCCGGGCUCGAGACGCAGCUCCAGGAGCGCAAGCUGGAUCUGCAGCAGCUGGUGCAUCAGUUGCGACCCUGGCUAAAGAUCAUGCAGGCGCUGGCCAGCCUGACCAGCCGGGUGCGUCGCUCGGAGCUGAACAGCGCCCAGCUGCUCUCGCUGAUGGACGAGCAUCAGGCGCACUUCAAGUGCGAGCAGCUCAAGCUGAUCCUCAGCGACGUCUCCCACUACUACAUGAAGAUGGUGCAGCUGUGGACGCAGAAGGGCGUGUUGUACGAUGUGCGCCGCGAGUUCUUUGUCGAGGACACCAGCGCCAGCGACAUGAGCAGCACUCUGCUCUCGCCCAAGCAGUGCUGCCACGCCUACUGGGCGCAACGCUAUCGUCUGCACAUGGAACGGCUGCCCAGCUUCCUGGCGGCGCAUGCCGAGCGCAUAUUCCUUGCCGGCAAGUAUCUGAACGUGCUGCGUCAGUGCAAUGUGCAGAUGAAGCUGAUGCAGGCCUCGCUCACCUAUGUGCCCCAGGUGGAGAGGGAGGGCGCGGCGAAGGUGGAGGGAGAGAUGGAGGUGGAGCCAGCACAUGUGGCGCUCAUCCGCAGCAGCUAUGAGCUGCCGGCACGCAAGCUGAUCGAGCUGCUGGUCAAGGAGCAGCAGCUGCUGCAGCAUCUGAACAAUCUGCAGGAUUACUUUCUGCUGAAGCGUCUGGAGCUGGUGGAGGCCGUGCUGGACAACUGUGCGGAUCAGCUGCAGUGCAACGUGGACAGCCUGAAGCCGGAGAAGCUGCAGCAGAUAAUGCUGCAGCUGCUGCAGCAGAGCACAGAUCCGCACAAGCAUCUGCUGCGCAGCCAGCUGAUGGACUGCGAUGUGGCCACGCAGCUGGCCAGGCGCCUCAAGCGUCUGACCAAGCUGAAGCCGGAGCAGCAUGCCGACCAGGAGCAGUCCAGCGAGGCGGAGGCAUCCAGUGAGACGGAGUCCAGCCGGCUGCCGGCACAGCUGGCGCUCAGUGGCUAUGAGGCCUUUACGCUGCGCUACGAGCCCAAGUGGCCCAUCAGCCUGGUUAUACACGAGGAUGCCGUGGAGCAGCUGCAGCUGCUGCAUCGUGUACUCUUCUAUCUGCACUAUGUGCUGCGACAAAUGGGCGCCACCCCCAAGCACAGCGCGCGGGCCGAUGCGCUGCUGGAGCGCAUGACCGAGUGCAUCCGACAGCUGGAGCAGCACAUGACCAGGGACAUUGUGCAGCCACGCUGGCAGACUCUGCUGGAGAGCGCACAGAAGGCACAAUUUGUGGAUGAGCUGCUGGAACAGUUCCAGGACACGCUCGACCAGUGCCAGCUGCUGUGCCUGUUUUCCGAGCCGGCGACGUUUGUGCGCGCCAUCCACACGCUGGGCCAGCUUUGCCUUAACUACAGCAGCUUCAUGGAGCGCCAGGGGAGCGGGCCGGACUUCGAGGCUGGCGUGGCCGAGUACGAGCAGGAGCUAAACAGCCUGCUCAUUGGCAUCCUGGAUCUGCUCAUCGAGCUGGCGCGGCCGAACAGCGCCAGCGGACAUCUGGAGCGCGAAUCCUGCAAGCAGCUGCUGCAGCGCCUCGAGCAUGUUAGCCAGGAUCUGGGCGACAGUUCCGCCUCCAGUGAGAAUUCGUUUUAGCUUUACUUUUAUUUUUGUGUGUGUGUGUGUGUGUGUGUUUCAGCCAUGCCAAAUUAACUGUGGCCCCCAAAUUUCCAGUGUUUGCCCAAGCAAAUUGCCCAAUUGAGGUGUUCAGACUAGCUGGCAACAAGUUGCAAUCAUCUAACAACAAGUUGCAACAAGUCGCAGUUGCAUCUAAAAUCAAUUUAAAAACUUCUCCCUAGUGCUAGAAUUAACUUUGGCGAAAGGGACUAAAAUUUAUGAAUUACUCGAGUUCUUUUCAGUUUUAAAAA